AGUUGGCAUUACAAAAAUUUUCUUUUCUAGCUUGUAUCAUUAAUCACAGUAAUCAACAUGUCUGAAACUACUGACAGAAAAAAGAGAAUCUUUAAGACCUUCUCCUACAAGGGUGUUGACCUCAAAGACUUGGUUGAAAUGUCCACCGAAGACUUCACCAAGUUGUGCAGUGCCAGAGUCAGAAGAAGAUUCUCCAGAGGUUUGGACUCCAGACCAAUGGGUUUGAUCAAGAAGUUGAGAGCCGCUAGAUUGGCCACUCCAGAAAACGAAAAGCCAGCUGUCGUCAAGACCCACUUGAGAAACAUGAUUGUCGUUCCAGAAAUGAUCGGUUCCGUUGUCGGUGUCUACAACGGUAAGGUCUUCAACACCGUUGAAAUCAGACCAGAGAUGGUUGGCCACUACCUCGGUGAAUUCUCUAUCUCCUACACCCCAGUCAGACACGGUAGAGCCGGUAACGCUUCUUCCAGAUUCAUUCCAUUGAAAUAAGCUGCUAGCCCUUUGGUUCACUUUUGUAAUUUAAUGGUAACACUUAUAAAUAAAUAAACUCCUAUCAGAUACCAUGUAGGUGGUGAGCGAGCUCCUGCUGGCGUAGAGCUGGUGCUUGCAUCCCCGGUCUGACAGAAUUGGCCCUUAGUAUGAUAUAAUUUAGUGCUUAUAGACCCUUCCCGUAAUGUGCAGGAACAGAUCGGAGAGAUUUUUCACCACCAAUUGCAAAUAGAACGAUACCCCAGUGAUAGAGGGCAUAAACGUCGGCUUUGCUGUUCCCGUACUUAUAGAUCAUCAGCCAGAAUUUUUGCGGACUUAGCCACCUUUUUGGGGAUAUCACAGAAAGUGAAAGUGUUGACUCAUACAGAAAUAUUCCAUUUAUCAUUUUUGGCCAAAGACUUUAAUCUUUAACUUCAAAAAACUCACACCUUCAAGAAGCCAUUAACAGAACCAAUACCACCAAAUGACAGACUCAGGCCCUC
Suhomyces tanzawaensis NRRL Y-17324 is the source of this 968-nucleotide messenger RNA. RefSeq names its product 40S ribosomal protein uS19 (gene RPS15). Gene Ontology annotation, molecular function: structural constituent of ribosome; RNA binding. Gene Ontology annotation, biological process: ribosomal small subunit assembly; translation. Lineage: Eukaryota; Fungi; Ascomycota; Pichiomycetes; Serinales; Debaryomycetaceae. The transcript has 2 exons. The record is from RefSeq and is a predicted model, not a curated record. The coding region runs from base 58 to 486 and encodes 142 amino acids. Gene Ontology annotation, cellular component: ribosome; cytosolic small ribosomal subunit.